This is a messenger RNA of Dendroctonus ponderosae (mountain pine beetle), 443 nucleotides long. Its product is annotated as T-cell acute lymphocytic leukemia protein 1 homolog. Gene Ontology annotation, molecular function: RNA polymerase II cis-regulatory region sequence-specific DNA binding; protein dimerization activity; DNA-binding transcription factor activity, RNA polymerase II-specific. The record is from RefSeq and is a predicted model, not a curated record. Gene Ontology annotation, biological process: regulation of transcription by RNA polymerase II. NCBI's taxonomy places the organism in Eukaryota, Metazoa, Arthropoda, Insecta, Coleoptera, Curculionidae.
CACCCUCUACUUCGUAAAUCUGCAGUUGCGAUUGGCUGGAAGAGGGUGCCUGGAUGCUGAUGAUAAGGCGGCAGCAAGGAUGUGUGAUGCUGAUAUCCACAAAUUGUUAUUCCGGUCAUUUCCGUUUCGGCCCCGUUGUGAUUUAGUAGACUUUCUCGUUCGUAAUUAAUAUUUUUGUGUGCGCAAUCAGUGCAAGAAUGCCCCUGAUUACGAUCGUUCCCGACGCGAAACCCACAGACGGUGGCCUGGAAUGGUCAAAUGAUAGAGAAACUGUGGACGGUGGCAUGGAAGUUUAUCCAGCAGGAGGGAAAAUCGGCCCCACUCAUCAGGAAAUCGACUCAUUGUCUGAUGAUGACGAUUUCUCUGAUGAUCUUUCCCUGGUUGAUAGUGACGACGAGAAACGCUUCGAUUUGAAUCGGUAUUCGCCUCACAACGCAAUUCAG